Molecule: messenger RNA, 3877 nt
Organism: Sorex fumeus (smoky shrew)
Lineage: Eukaryota; Metazoa; Chordata; Mammalia; Eulipotyphla; Soricidae
Gene: FGF1
Product: fibroblast growth factor 1
Exons: 4
Coding region: 138-605 (155 amino acids)
Biological process (GO): positive regulation of gene expression; positive regulation of protein phosphorylation; cell differentiation
Cellular component (GO): cytoplasm
Molecular function (GO): growth factor activity; fibroblast growth factor receptor binding
Source: RefSeq, a predicted model, not a curated record
ACUCAGGAGGUUCCGAGAGAGCCACCGGGAAGCAGUUGCAGCCUCUAGGGGGACAGCGACCAGCAGGAUAGUGAACCGCUCCUGGUGGAUUCCCUCUCGCUCUUCGGCCUAGACCCCGCCGCUGCAGCAGCUGAGCCAUGGCCGAAGGGGAGAUCACCACCUUUGGGGCGCUGAUGGAGAAGUUUAAUCUGCCGCCAGGGAAUUACAAGAAGCCCAAACUCCUUUACUGCAGCAAUGGGGGCCACUUCCUGCGCAUCCUCCCGGACGGCACAGUAGAUGGGACCAGGGACCGCAGUGACCAGCACAUUCAGCUGCAGCUCAGUGCGGAAAGCGUGGGGGAGGUGUAUAUAAAGAGCACGGAGACUGGCCAUUACUUGGCCAUGGACACCGACGGGCUUUUAUACGGCUCACAAACACCAAAUGAGGAAUGUCUGUUUCUGGAAAGGCUGGAGGAAAACCAUUACAACACCUACACCUCCAAGAAGCAUGCCGAGAAGAAUUGGUUUGUUGGUCUCAAGAAGAACGGAAGCUGCAAGCGUGGUCCCCGGACUCACUACGGCCAGAAAGCGAUCUUGUUUCUCCCCCUGCCUGUCUCCUCUGACUAGAGAGAUGCACUCUGGGUGCUGAGCGCUCCACAGCUGACCCCAGAUCGUUCCCUUGACCAUUGGCUGCGCUCACCCCUGGCCCCCCCGAGCCUGAGCCUGUCAGCGAUGCCCUUCUCCAUGCCCAGUACCCUCCUUUGGCAGUGCCCUUUACCCCAGCACAGUUUGGGAUGAAGGGAACAAAUUGCUUCCAGGGGCCAACUGGCUGGCCACGGUGGGUCUUGUUUGAAUGUCCAGUUGCCUCUGGGCACCUGCAGGCUGAGCCUUUUCAUGCCUCGAUGGGGCCAUUUGAGAUGUGGGAAGGGGUCUGCCAAGUGGGCCAUUAGUAACCAUGUCCAGUCCCUCUGCUGAGUAAACCCUGCCUGUGACUUUCCCCCCAACAUCUGCCUGACUCCCUUGGUCCUUGCAAAACCCCACAAAUAUUGGCAGAGAAGCUUAUAGUUAGGCAAGAAGGUGGUGGUGUUCCACGGAUAGAAACAGAAAUCUCCCCUUGACACAAAAGAGAUUAAGCACCAAGGGAGAUGAAAUUUGGGGUGGUGAGCUUAGAACAAAGGGAAUUCGAAUUUCCCAAAUGGGAUAAGUUGGGUGGGGAGACUUUAGCCCUGGGGAAAGCAGCAGAAAUAUGUAGCUCUGUGGGUCCUUGAAACCUGAACUCAGUUACUUUGGGCAAUUGGAAGUCCCUGGAGGGAGUCAGGUAGAGAGAGAGUGAAGCCAGUUUCUGUGAAAGUGAAGGCUCUUGGGACUGAUACAUUCAUCCAGGGCCAGGGAGUGUGUGAGAGUGAAGAGGAAGAAGGAAUGACUCGGGCAGCAAGGAUAUACAUUCUCAGACGUGUAAAGGGAAAAGUCUAGGAUGCCAUGACUUUUGUGGCCCCAACAGGAAGCCCAGGGUUAGGGUACAGUUCAGCACUCCUGGGACAUUCAGGAUAUCCUGUUUGGGAGGGGUAGAGGCCCCCUUGAUGGGUCUGGAUAAAGUUCUGCCAUUUCUCAAAAGCUCCUAGGUGCCAUCCAUGUGGCUUCCUUCCUGCCCCCGAGUCUCAGAGCCAGGUACAGUAGAACUGGGGCGCAAAUGAUGGUGACUCAAACCCAUCCCACUCCCGACUGUCUGAUGGCCUCCCCGCACACCCCCAGGCAGCAUCCACAGCACCCCCGCCUGCAUUAAGAAGCAUGGAUGCAAGGCGCUUUGGCCCAAGGCCUAUGCAAUGCCCAUUAAAAGAUCCACAAAGGCAUACUGCAGAAACCAUUCAACCCUCACACACAGGUUUCCCCGGGGACCUUGUGUGUUAUGAUUACUUGUAUAAAUAUGUUUCCUGCUUAAAGUAAACUUGACCCAAGUGGCUAGCAAAUUAGAAACACCAUUCAUCUCUGACAUAUGAUAUUGCUGCCAUGCAAAGGCCUUUAAUAAGCCAUUGAAAUUUACUGUGAGACUGUUUUUAAUCACAUUUUAAAAAAUAUAGUUCAGAGGCGGUUACACUGAUUAGCAUUCAGCCAUUAAGAAUUAUAAAAGUAGUAUGGGGCCAGAAUGAUAGUACAGUGGGUGUAUGCCUUGCACAGAGCUAGGGUUCAAUCCCCAGCAUCCAUAUGGUCCCCUGAGCACCGCCAGGAGUAAUUCCUGAGUACAGAGCCAGGAGUAACCCCUGAGCACAGCCAAGUGUGGCCAAAAAACAAAAAACAAAGAAAAAAGAAUUACAAAAUUAGAUAUGAUAUGUAAGCUAUUCAAUUAUCUACUACUUGCACUACAUUUACCUAUAAAAUGAGAUUUUUUUCUUCCACUGUAUUGUAACACAUUGUCUUUUGGAAAUGGAGACUCUUAUAUACAACAAUAUGAUCAUUGUGGAUAAAAACUUAUGAGAAUGUUAGCUCAUGUUUUGUGAGGAAUUGAACUAAUCAUUAGUUAAAAAAAAAUUCCUUAGCAAUGGACCUGUCAUAUUUAGAAUGGAAGAACAAUCACAAUUUAUGAAAGUUCAAAGUGACAGUGCAAUUAAAGAACUGAGCAAAGUUAAAAUUAUGGUUAAUAACACCGUCCUGCAUUUGUACAACAUAAUGAUUUCAGAACUUUGGUUUUGUACCUUGGACGAAAUUAUUCUGUUUUAUUUUAGUACAUCUUUGCAAGCAAGUUGGGGCUAGCACAGUGUAACUUAACAGCUCUUUACUAUGAAGAUUUGGCCAGAAAAAAAAGGUACCCAGAGAGGAAAUCCAAGAUAUUAAUAAUGAUCUGUAAUUUCUAGCAUCUGAAUCAAAUUCAAGUAUAACAUUGGCCAAGAAAAAUGAAAUCCUGUUGCUAACAGAUGAAACAGAACUCUGUGGUUUAAGAAACCCAAAACACUGUAGAAGAAACAGUGCUGUAACUUCUACAAGCCAUGCCAGUCUUCUUUGGUAGGUUUGUUGGAUGUAUUUAAGUGCCUACUGUGUACUGGGCACUGGAUGGAGUACUAGGGUCUCUGGGAACCUGUCUCUCUGGUCUGCUGCUGUAUUCUCUCCCAGGGCAUUAUAUUUAUGACUGUAGAUUCAUUUCUUUCAACCCAGUAUAAACAUAGACUUUAUUGGUUCCUUCAGAAUAAACACCAAGUCUCAGAAAUCCAGGUUUUGGAAGAAUCAGCAACCCCCAAAGUGUUAGAUAAAUUUCUACCAAAGUGGCAGAGCACAAAGGGAGACAAAAUCCAACAUUUUCAAUGAUGGAACAGGGUUGGCUUUGGGGGAACUGUUUUCAACAUAGGGAUAGAGAGUCUGUCAGCUCCUGUACGAAGGAAGUAGCUGGCAGUUCUAUGCUCUAUUUUGAAUAUGCACCAGUUCCUCAAACACAGAACAUUCCCAAUGUCUCUGUCUCUCUCUUGCCUGAGUAAAGCCUGUGGCCAUCUGCCUGUCACAUGGCUGCUGUGGAGACUGAUUAUCAAGCCAAUUCUUAUGAGCAAACUGACUUUGUGUACAAAGUACCAAGAGCGUGCCUGUCUUUGACUGUUCCCAAUGCGGUGAUGGAGGUGGUGGUGACGUUUCCUUGGAAGGGUUGAUAAUAAGAGCCUCCCAUGGCCAACAGUGUGUACUUAGAAAAAUCUGACUGGCGCCUCAUGUGUUACUGAAGAUCAAGUGUCCUGCCUUGUAGAGGAGGUGAUAGAGUCCAAGUCCUCAGCUGUGUAGAACCCUCUGGCAGAGUGAACCGUGCUCCCGGGAUACAAUGCCGAUCUCUGGUGAAGAUGCCUGUCGUUUCAUAUCACACACGCCCCCUCCAUUUCUUUUGCACCCUACAAGUAUUAAUAAACAUUCUAGUAUGUGAGACUUUC